UGGCGCGAUGAAGGGGAAUUUUUCUUUUGCUUCUGCUUAACUGGAAAGUACCGGGGUGUUCACAUGGUUUUCAUAAACCCACGUGGGAGAACGUCUGUCAGUGCUGCGUGGUCGGACGUCCUCUUUAGUAGCGUAAGCUAACUAACUCGAGCACCAUCGUAGACUGACUAAACUUACAUCCGGGGUCUCCUAGGCUGAUCAGACGUUGGGCAGGCGAGGCUGUUUUUUCAACGCUUAGCUUUACAGCUCGGUUUAUCGGUGUGUUUUGGUACUGCAACACUGACGUGAGGAAAUAUCUCCUAUUAAGCCAAACAUCUUUGUUUUGAAGAACAUCCUUUCAUUUCAUAAUUACAUUUAAUCUUCUGUCAUGGAUACCUAAACACCGACCUGAGGGAUGUCCAGCAGGGAGAAAGGCUUUAUUUGGCACAUCCAGGGAGUCAGUUAACAAUGAGUAGUAUUCACUUUAACAUUGGUAUUGUCAUUAUUAUAUCAUGCCUCAUUUAAAAAGAAGAUCUUGUCUGUAUGGCUAUGUUGUGUUUAUUAGUGAUCCUGGAUGAAUGCAGAUGUGUCAUAUGGAUAGUCAGACUUAAUUUACGUUAAUUCACGUUCUUUGUAGUGGGUCAGUUAUGUUUUCUCUGGCAGUUUCACACGUCAAGAUCUCAGUUACGUUUGCGUUCGUCCGGACUCUUGGUUAGGUGUCGUUCCAUCAGGCGUGAGUAUGUGAACAUCUGGAUUACUGGUUGAUUAGUUUGAUAUCUUGUGAUUUUUGGCCGCAAGUGAUGAUCUUUGAUCAUCUUUGUUUUUAUGUCAUCUUGAGUUCAGCCGUCUCAGUAAAGCCUUUCUCCCUGAAGGACAUCCCUCUUUUCUUGCUUACAAUGGAAAUUCUGCAAAACAGUCCUUUCCUAAGAGGUCUUUGCCGAAACAGUGCACCAGCAGACCUACAGUAUGAUAAUACAAGUGAACUAUAUCGUAUCUCUACCUUCGCAAAGUUCCCCUCCACGACUCCUGUGACAGAACGAAGCCUUGCCCGUGCUGGGUUUUAUUACACUGGUGUAGGUGAUCGUGUUCAGUGUUUCCGCUGCAACGUGACUGCUGAGAACUGGCAGUCAGGGGAAUGCCCAGCAGAGAGGCACAAACAGCUGUCUCCCAACUGCACCUUCAUCCAGAGCUUACCUUCCACAGCCAACCUCCUGUCAUCCUCCCAUUCUGCCUUUUCUCCUCUUCGCAAUGUGGCUGUCCUACAGAUCAAUGCUCCUGCCUCUACUGCAACCAGUACUUCAUCUGCAGCUGCUUCAACAUCAGGCCAGACAGAUGAGCAGGCUGGUUACCUCAACAUGGGUUUUAACAACCUUGCCCCCUCCAGUCCUCUCUCAUCUCGUGGCGUUGAGGAUAUGUCUCAUCAGCGUCCUCCUGCUUGCCACAAUCCAAGCAUGCGUCGAGAGCAAGAUCGUUUAGACACCUUCCAGAACUGGACCGUCGCAACAGUCACCCCUGCUGAACUUGCAAAGGCUGGUUUCUACUAUCUUGGCCAGGGAGACAGAGUGGCUUGCUUCAGUUGUGGAGGGCAGCUCAGCAAUUGGGAGCCUGGAGAUAGGGCAGUAUCUGAGCACCAGAGACACUACCCUAACUGCCGCUUUGUGAGAGGUGACCGAGCAGAUAACGUGUCCAUUGCCACAGGUAGUGGACUGGCUAAUGUUUCCAACCCAGCAAUGCAGCAGUGUGAUGAGAGGCUGCUUACAUUUGUUAACUGGCCUGCAAGAAUACCAGUUCGACCAGACCAGCUGGCCAAGGCUGGCUUUUACUAUGUUGGUCGUAAUGAUGACGUGAAGUGCUUUUGCUGUGAUGGAGGACUUAGAUGUUGGGAAUCGGGUGAUGAUCCAUGGGUGGAACAUGCUAAAUGGUUUCCAAGGUGUGAGUAUCUUUUGCAAGAGAAAGGACAAGAGUUUGUUCAUCAGAUUCAAGCAAGAUUUCCAAGAUUGUUUGAACAGCUAUUAACUAAUGGAGACAACAACUCAAGGGAAUUUGUUGAUCCACCUGUUGUACAUCUGGGUCCUGGAGAAGAGCGUUCAGAAGAUGCUGUAAUGAUGAACACACCUGUGGUGAAGUCAGCCUUAGAAAUGGGCUUUGAGCGGAGUUUAGUGAAACAGACUGUCCAGAGCAAAAUUCUCACCAGUGGAGAAAAUUAUAAAACUGUGCAGGAACUGGUGUCUGACCUGCUAAGUGCUGAGGAUGAGAAAAGAGAGGAGGAGCGAGAGCUUUUUGCAGAGGAAAUGGCUUCAGAUGGAUUUACUUUUCUGAAAAAGCAUCAUACUGCCUUGACUCAGCGGUUGAAAAGUGUUCAGAGUCUAAUGGAUCAUCUCCUUGAAGAGAAUGUUAUUUCACAGAAGGAGUAUGACACCAUACGCAACUGCACUUCAGUCAAGCAGCAGACAGGCCAGCUCAUCGAUUUGGUUUUGUCAAAAGGGAAUGCGGCAGCAGAGGUCUUCCGCAACUGGAUCAAAAAGAAUGACGUGUACCUCCUAAGAGAGCUAAUGGCCCAGACAAAUGAAGCUGCAUCACCGAGUCAAGAUCUUUCAGACCUUCCUAUGGAGGAACAGCUGAGGAGACUUCAGGAAGAACGCACAUGUAAAGUAUGCAUGGAUAAGGAGGUCAACAUUGUUUUCAUUCCCUGUGGGCACCUGGUGGUGUGUAAAGAAUGUGCUCCAUCUCUACGCAAGUGUCCCAUAUGUAGAGGCUUGGUAAAAGGCACUGUCCGCACCUUUCUGUCUUAAUGGUAAAUACUACACACAUGGAGUUUCCUUAAUUGACAUUUUUAGAAUGUCUUGUGUACUUUUUUUUUUUUUCCCCUUCAUUGUGGUAUGCAGAUUUGUUCCAAAGUAAGGUGAUUUAGUAGGAUAAUUUAACUGAACAGUUGAAAUGUUGCAAAAAAUCACAUGUUAUUAGGAAAUCGGCACAACUCUCAAGCUCAGUGCUUGACAAACACUGGAAAUUAAUAAAGUAUUAAAAUACAGAAUGUUGUUUGUAAAAUCAAAAUUUCAUUGUGAAGUCAAAAUACUAAAACAUUGCAAGUACGUAAGUUUUAGAAAAGGCAAAUAAAAGUUUUAUUAAAUGAUUAAAUUGUG
Molecule: messenger RNA, 3122 nt
Organism: Colossoma macropomum (tambaqui)
Lineage: Eukaryota; Metazoa; Chordata; Actinopteri; Characiformes; Serrasalmidae
Gene: birc2
Product: baculoviral IAP repeat containing 2
Exons: 10
Coding region: 780-2771 (663 amino acids)
Biological process (GO): regulation of cell cycle; regulation of apoptotic process
Cellular component (GO): cytoplasm; spindle microtubule; nucleus
Source: RefSeq, a predicted model, not a curated record